This is a messenger RNA of Salmo salar (Atlantic salmon), 1948 nucleotides long. It is a transcript of the gene s22bb, whose product is annotated as Vesicle-trafficking protein SEC22b-B. Gene Ontology annotation, biological process: retrograde vesicle-mediated transport, Golgi to endoplasmic reticulum; endoplasmic reticulum to Golgi vesicle-mediated transport. Gene Ontology annotation, molecular function: SNAP receptor activity. The record is from RefSeq and is a predicted model, not a curated record. NCBI's taxonomy places the organism in Eukaryota, Metazoa, Chordata, Actinopteri, Salmoniformes, Salmonidae.
GCUCUCCUUAUCCCAGAAUGCACCGCGCGGCCCAUUGCCGACGCAAGGGCAACGUUCAGGAGUGAGUUAAUACGAUUCCAAUCUCCUCAAAAGUAGCUCUGGAGUACAGCUACGACCAGAAGUGACUUUUCGUAGCAGGUUAGGAGAGCAUUUUAGCUAAGUCUCCUAACCUGCCACGUUAAUUGUCCUAACCUACUACGAAAAAGAUAAUUCCGGUCGUAGCUAUACUCCGUCGAGUCAUGCAGCGUUCACAUGCUAGUUGGGGACUAGAAAAGUCUAAAGUGUUCAACCUGCUAACUGGUUGUAGUUAUACACGUGCCGCGUUCAACGAAUCAGCAAGUCGGAAAUUGUGAACGCAGUAUCAGAACCCGCAUCGAGCUACCCGGGCGUCAGAUUUGACAGCAGAAGCUACGCAGCCAAGUUUAUUUGAAGUUUUUACACAGCCAGCAAAAACCUACGACUCAGUCUGUAGUGUGGAUUGUAGAGGUUUCAAUCAAUAUGAUUUUACUGACAAUGAUCGCUCGAGUAGCAGAUGGUCUGCCGCUUGCUGCAUCGAUGCAAGAAGACGAGCAGUCAGGAAGAGACUUGCAACAUUACCAGAGCCAGGCUAAGCAGCUGUGCCGCAAACUAAAUGCCCAGAGUCCCAAUAGAUGUACUCUGGAGGCUGGGGUCAUGUCCUUCCACUAUGUAAUAGAACAUGGCGUGUGCUACUUGGCCUUGUGUGAAGCUGUGUUUCCCAAGAAACUGGUAUUUGGGUACCUGGAAGACCUCCAGACAGAAUUCAAUGAACAGCAUGGAAAGAAAGUCCCCACAGUCUCCAGGCCGUACUCUUUCAUUGAGUUUGAUGUGUACAUCCAGAAGACAAAGAAGAACUACAUUGACAGCAGGGCGCGGAGGAACCUGGGCAGCAUCAACACAGAACUGCAGGACGUCCAGCGUAUCAUGGUGGCAAACAUUGAAGAGGUCCUGCAACGAGGAGAGGCCUUAUCUGCUCUCGACACCAAAGCCAGCAAUCUGUCCAGCCUUUCAAAGAAGUACCGCAGCGAUGCCAAGUACCUCAACACCCGAUCCAUCUAUGCCAAGAUAGCAGCCGGGGCAGUCUUCUUCAUUACACUCAUCGUCUAUAUGCGUUUCUGGUGGAUCUGAUGGAUUGGCAUAAGGACUUUGAAGAGUGAGAACCAGUGUGUCCAGUGCACAGGCCCCCUGAUCUCCCCAUGUCUGCCAGCAGGGGAGGACCUAACGCCCCAGCUCAUGCUGUAUGGGGUGGGCCGAAGGCCUAUUCCACAAAAGACCUUCACCAAGCUCUGGCCCACCCUCACAUGUCUGAAGGAAGCAAUGUGGUCCUCCCGCAACCUGCUGGUAGCGAAACGAGUAUAGAGCACCCCCCAGGCAGUGGCCAUGGUAGCCACGGAAGCCCUGGGGUGGAACAGAAGAAAGGGGUUCUCGACCCCAAGUGAAGGGUCCCCCACAACACCCAAGGUCCCGACGUCCAUGGCCUGACAGCGCUGCGGCACCUAGGGCGAUGCGCCUAUGGGAGGGAUCUCCUCUGGGCCUGAAGUACAGGACGGUAAUUGAUUCGGAAGAGCAGGAGGAGGCGAGUUCGAUAAGGACUCACCCCGCUCCUGUACAAAGGAAGGAAGAUAGCUUUUUAACAAAGUUAUUUUUUUUAACGUUUUCAUGUCUUAAAAAUGUUUUACUUUUGUUAAAUCAUUUGCACACAUUUUAAAUGGCUUUUACAGAUUUGAUGUUUUUACAAGGAAAAGUACUUUUAUUAAUGGUUGUUUCGAUUGUUUUUAACAACAUGUUGUCACAAAUUAAGUCGUGGUGUUGCAGAGAGGAGGACCAAAACGCAGCGGGUAUGUGGAUAUUCAUUCUUUAAUGAAUAAAAAAACGAAAGCAUCCACAGGGAAAAAAAACAAAAACAAUGAACAGUACUCACGAUACGACA